UUUAGGCCUGUGUAAGAAGUGUUAUGUUGUACGGUAGUGAGACAUGGGCAGUGAAGCAGGAAGAUCUUGACCGUUUAGAAAGGAAUGAUAUGAGAAUGGUUAGGUGAUAUGUUGGGCAGUGAAGGGGGUGUUGGAAGAAGUGUUACUUGCAGGAUAGGUUCUGCUUGGAAAAAUUUUAGAGAGUUACUUCCUUUAUUGACUAGCAGAGUCCUGUCAAUUGAGGUAAAAGGUAGGUUGUAUGAGGCCUGUGUAAGAAGUGUUAUGUUGUACGGUAGUGAGACAUGGGCAGUGAAGCAGGAAGAUCUUGACCGUUUAGAAAGGAAUGAUAUGAGAAUGGUUAGGUGGAUGUGUAAUGCCAGUCUGAGAGACAGAAAGAGUUCAGAUGAGCUAAGAAGCAGGCUAAGUCUCUGUAGAAUUAAAGAUGUUAUCCAGAUAAGAAGAUUGAAUUGGCUGGGGCACUUGGAAAGAAUGGAGGAGGAUAAUUGGGUAAGAAAGUGUAGAGACUUGAUAGUUCCUGGGGCAAAGCCCAGAGGCAGACCGAGAAAGACUUGGCAGGAGGUUAUAAGGACAGACUUGAUAGAGAGGAAGUUGAGUUUAGAUCUAACACCGUCUAGAUCAGAUUGGAAAAGGGUCAUUAAUAUACCCCGUCCAACCCAUGCUAGCAUGGAAAACGGACGUUAAGCCGAGAAUGAUGAUGAUGAUGAUGAUAAGUACACUUGAAAAGGGUUUGAUUUUAUUAAGUGUUCUUUCUUUUUUUCUUUAGAUGUGACAAGUAAGCCAGCAAUUCAAAGUGGUAUUAUCUUGUUGGAUGAAGACCAGAAGCAUAAUGUUAACACAGGCAUAACUUGUCCAAAAUUGCAGCUCAUAUGUGAUGAUAAGUGCAUAUCGGUUUGAUGAACCCGCAGUUAAUAAAAUCCUGGCUGCAAUAACACUGUUUUUCAGUCAAAAGAUUGAAUUUGUGAUGAGAAUUUCUCACACAGUGUUUAUGUGAGGGCUGUCUUUAAAACCCUCUCCUUUUUUUGUCACCAGAUAAUGAAAUUAUCUUGUGUGUGUCUUUUUUUCUUGGAAAACUAAGCAUUAGGUUGAGUCUUAAGUUUCCAAUAAUUUGAACCUUUAAUGUUUUUAAGUUUUUCUUGUUUAAUUAACAGGUUUGUUUCUAUAUAUAAAGGACAUUUGCUAUAUUUUCUUACAUGUUUUUUCUUAGGCAUUUGAUAUUUGUAUAGUUCAGUAAAACAUUUUUACUGUAUGUUUCCUCUGUUUGCAUAAGUUAGAAAAUUUCCACAGUCUGCUAAACC
Molecule: messenger RNA, 1295 nt
Organism: Hydractinia symbiolongicarpus
Lineage: Eukaryota; Metazoa; Cnidaria; Hydrozoa; Anthoathecata; Hydractiniidae
Exons: 2
Coding region: 109-681 (190 amino acids)
Source: RefSeq, a predicted model, not a curated record